AUGUUCAUUUCUAGUCGUACUGCCAUCCUCUUGGCCGUACUCGCUUCUAUAUUCUAUGUACUCGACGGCUACCUGCACACGCAGUACGUCUUUGACCCGAAAAAACUGCAAGAACUCUCUCGCAAAGCCAUUGCAAUGCAUGGCAACAAUACCGCACCGCUGCUCAAGCAACUCACGCGAGACUUGAAAGAAGAGUAUGGUGAUGCUAUCAGUGAAUGGAGUGAGAAGGAUUGGUUCUUCAAUAACGCCGGUGGUGCCAUGGGAAGCAUGGUCAUUCUGCAUGCCAGUAUCACAGAGUACCUCAUCUUCUUUGGCACUGCUUUGCAAACAGAAGGCCAUUCAGGCAUUCAUACGGCAGACGACUACUUUACUAUAUUGGUCGGUCAGCAACUUGCUGCGAAACCACAUGAUCUCGAAGCACAUGUGUAUAACCCGGGUGAUCAGAACUUCAUGCGUCGAGGAGAAGCAACGCAGUAUGCAAUGCCGACCAAGUGUUUCGCCCUGGAGCUAGCACAAGGUUGGAUUCCAGCCAUGCUCCCAUUCGGCUUUGCAGACACAUUUACCAGUACCCUGGACUUCCCGAACCUCUGGAAGACUUGCAAGUUGACGGCCCUGCACAUGGGUCGACAAGCAUUGCGCGGAAAGUUUUAG
Messenger RNA from Protomyces lactucae-debilis, 651 nucleotides. RefSeq names its product C-8 sterol isomerase Erg2. The transcript is spliced from 2 exons. The record is from RefSeq and is a predicted model, not a curated record. The coding region runs from base 1 to 651 and encodes 216 amino acids. Gene Ontology annotation, biological process: ergosterol biosynthetic process. Gene Ontology annotation, cellular component: endoplasmic reticulum. NCBI's taxonomy places the organism in Eukaryota, Fungi, Ascomycota, Taphrinomycetes, Taphrinales, Protomycetaceae.